AUGCGGACCUCUCGUCUCUCUCGGGAGACUGCGCAUCUCGUGAAGGCGCUUUCGCCCAAGAAAGCAACAGCUGCAUUUAGACGAUCACUUCGUGGCUUUGCAGCAGAAACGACCAGCAAUGUCUCGGAUGCUGAGCUCUCAGAUCCACCUGCAAGUCCCGAGCUCGAUCGCGCAGCAACAAAUGGCAGUGUACGCAAACGGAAACGGGAUGAUUUAGCCCCAGAAGCAGCACCGACAUCCAUCGAAACUCGACGUUCGCCACGAAAGGCACCCAAGCUUGAGGAUGGCGUUGAAAAGAAGCCAAGAAGACAACCUGCGAAGAAGAUCAAGAACGAGAAUGGGGAGGUCGUUGGCGUCAGCCCUCCUACGAACUGGGAAGAGGUCUACAACAUCACUGCCGAGAUGAGGAAGACUCGCCUUGCUCCGGUAGAUACGAUGGGAUGCGAGAGUCUAGCAGAAGAAACGAGGUCCCCUCGAGACAGAAGACUGCAGACGCUCAUUGCUUUGAUGUUGAGCAGUCAGACGAAGGAUACCGUCACCGCCGUCGCCAUGAAGAAUCUACAAGAUGGUCUAGAGGGCGGCUUCAAUUUGGAGGCUCUACUGGAAGUCGAUUCCCCAACGCUAAACUCGAUGAUCAACAAGGUCGGCUUUCACAACAAUAAAACCAAGUUCAUAAAGCAGGUAGCCGAGAUUCUGCGAGACAAAUUCAAUGGCGAUAUUCCAGACACUAUCGAAGGAUUGGUUUCGCUUCCAGGAGUUGGACCAAAGAUGGCAUAUUUGUGCAUGUCGUCAGCUUGGGGUAGGGACGAAGGCAUUGGUGUUGAUGUUCACGUGCACCGUAUCACAAACCUAUGGGGUUGGCACAAGACAAGCACGCCUGAGCAGACCCGGGAAGCAUUAGAGUCAUGGUUGCCAAAAGAAAAGUGGCACGAUAUCAAUCACUUGCUCGUGGGUUUUGGACAGACGUUCUGCCCACCUGUCGGACGCGAUUGCAGUCAAUGCGAGUUGGGAGUAAAGAGGCUUUGUCCAGGAAGAACUGCAGGCAGUCCAAAGAAGAAGAGGGUCAAGCAGGAGAUUGAAAUUAAAGUGGAAGGGAACGAGGCUGUGGAUCAGAAGAAGACUGUCGUGGAAGCUGACGAUGCUGCUGCUACCGUAAAGAUCAAGUCAGAGGAUGUAGGCGAGGUUCAGACUUCUGCGAGAAUACCUGAUAUUGAGGACAUCGCUGGGGAUGUUGCUACAUAG
Pseudocercospora fijiensis CIRAD86 is the source of this 1242-nucleotide messenger RNA. RefSeq lists its product as uncharacterized. Gene Ontology annotation, molecular function: DNA binding; DNA-(apurinic or apyrimidinic site) endonuclease activity; oxidized pyrimidine nucleobase lesion DNA N-glycosylase activity. Bases 1 to 1242 code for a protein of 413 amino acids. Gene Ontology annotation, cellular component: nucleus. The record is from RefSeq and is a predicted model, not a curated record. The transcript has a single exon. Gene Ontology annotation, biological process: base-excision repair; base-excision repair, AP site formation; nucleotide-excision repair. Lineage: Eukaryota; Fungi; Ascomycota; Dothideomycetes; Mycosphaerellales; Mycosphaerellaceae.